GCUUCCUAUCACCCUCCUCAAUCGGACACAUUCAAUCCAACAUGUCUCUCACAUACGCCCUGGUAGAUGUCUUCACCACCACCCGGUUCCAGGGCAACCCGCUCGCCAUCGUGCGCGUGCCCGCGCAGCAGCGCGACACCCUGAGCCAAGAGACCAAGCAAAAGAUCGCCACCGAGUUCAACCUCUCCGAGACGGUCUUCCUGCAUGAAUCCGCCUCCGACUCCCCCACCGACCUGCACAUCGACAUCUUCACCCCAAAAUGCGAGAUCCCCUUCGCGGGUCACCCGACCAUCGGCACCGCAUGCUACGUGCUCCAGCAACAGGCCUCCGCCACCGGGACCCGCAGCCUCCAGCAACUCACCACGAAAGCGGGGGCCAUCCCCGUCACCGCAGCCGACGAGCUGGUGGGCGCCUCCAUCCCGUUCGCCUACCACCAGCACCAGCAAGCCGUGCAAUCCGCGCCCGUCAUCUCCAUCGUCAACGGGCUGUCGUUUGCGCUCCACCAGCUCCCCGAUCUAGAGUCCCUAGCCGCCGUGACCGAAGCGCUGCUGCCGGACUGCUUCACCACGGCGCAUUUAGACGCGGGGUGGGAUUCCGGCCCCACCGGGAGCAAGUACUAUGUCGAUCUGGGGCGGGAUGCGAGCGGGGGUCGCACGCUGCGCACGCGCAUGUUCAUCGGCUGGGAGGACCCCGGCACGGGCAGUGCCUCUAGCGCCCUGGCGGCGUAUCUUGCGCUGCAGGAGCCGAGUGAGGAGGGGGCCGGGCCCUUUGACUACCACAUCGUUCAGGGCGUCGAGAUGGGCCGCCGGAAUGAUAUCUCUGUUACCGUGGAGCGGGACCCCGCGGGGGAGAAGAUCGCUAAAAUUCUACUGCGGGGGACGGCGGUUCAGGUGGGCGAGGGGCGGCUUAUGUUGUGACCGCAGGGAAUCGCGGGAUUGUAGCGAGGUGGAUGUGGUGGAAAAUACGGAGCUGCAUGCAUUUCUUUUAUGGUGAAGGGGCUUACGAUUAAGCCAAAUGAAACAACAGUAAAUACAUCUUUAUUGCGCGGACGGCGGAUCUGAUUGAACCUCAGGUAUUCUCUGACCUGCUGGUAGAUCCACUUCAGUUUAUGGCUG
Molecule: messenger RNA, 1115 nt
Organism: Aspergillus japonicus CBS 114.51
Lineage: Eukaryota; Fungi; Ascomycota; Eurotiomycetes; Eurotiales; Aspergillaceae
Product: PhzF family phenazine biosynthesis protein
Exons: 1
Coding region: 42-917 (291 amino acids)
Biological process (GO): biosynthetic process
Cellular component (GO): cytoplasm
Molecular function (GO): isomerase activity
Source: RefSeq, a predicted model, not a curated record